AAUUGUUUUCUCAUGGAAAACUUUGGCAUUUUGUAGUGCUGCUGCAGCAUGGUGCUGAACCAACCAUCCGGAACACAGAUGGAAGAACAGCUUUGGAUUUAGCAGACCCAUCUGCAAAAGCAGUGCUGACUGGUGAAUACAAGAAAGAUGAACUCUUAGAAAGUGCCAGGAGUGGAAAUGAAGAAAAGAUGAUGUCUCUUCUUACACCAUUAAAUGUUAACUGUCAUGCAAGUGAUGGCAGAAAGUCUACUCCUUUACAUUUAGCAGCUGGGUAUAACCGUGUGAAAAUAGUACAGCUCUUACUGCAGCAUGGGGCUGAUGUACAUGCUAAGGAUAAAGGAGAUUUGGUGCCACUUCACAAUGCCUGUUCCUAUGGUCAUUAUGAAGUAACAGAGCUUCUAGUAAAGCAUGGAGCAUGUGUGAAUGCAAUGGAUCUGUGGCAAUUCACCCCUCUGCAUGAAGCAGCUUCUAAGAACAGGGUGGAAGUAUGUUCUCUUUUGUUAAGUUAUGGUGCUGACCCAACACUGUUGAACUGUCACAACAAAAGCACCAUUGAUUUGGCUCCGACACCACAAUUAAAAGAACGAUUAGCAUAUGAGUUCAAGGGUCACUCGCUGCUACAGGCUGCAAGAGAAUCAGAUGUAGCUCGUAUAAAGAAGCAUCUUUCUUUGGAGACAGUGAACUUCAAGCAUCCUCAGACACAUGAGACAGCGCUGCACUGUGCUGCUGCAUCUCCAUACCCUAAGAGAAAACAAGUAUGUGAAUUGCUGCUGAGGAAAGGGGCCAACAUCAAUGAAAAGACAAAAGACUUCUUGACUCCUCUGCACGUUGCAUCAGAAAAGGCUCAUAAUGAUGUUGUUGAAGUAGUUGUGAAACAUGAAGCUAAGGUUAAUGCAUUAGAUAACCUUGGCCAAACCUCUCUUCAUAGAGCAGCACAUUGUGGUCAUCUUCAGACAUGCAGGUUGUUGUUGAGUUCUGGAUGUGAUCCUUCCAUUGUGUCUCUUCAGGGCUUUACAGCCUUACAAAUGGGAACUGAAAGUGUGCAACAGCUACUACAAGAAGGUAUCCCAUUAGGUAAUUCUGAUGCAGAUCGACAGUUGCUGGAGGCUGCAAAGGCUGGAGAUGUGGAUACUGUGAAAAAACUAUGUACAGUUCAAAGUGUGAACUGCAGAGACAUUGAAGGACGUCAGUCUACACCACUUCAUUUUGCAGCUGGAUAUAAUAGGGUAUCCGUUGUCGAAUAUCUUCUUCAGCAUGGAGCUGAUGUGCAUGCAAAAGAUAAGGGAGGACUUGUCCCUUUACAUAAUGCUUGCUCAUAUGGUCACUAUGAAGUUGCAGAACUGCUGGUUAAACAUGGUGCAGUUGUCAAUGUAGCUGACUUGUGGAAAUUCACUCCCUUGCAUGAAGCUGCAGCAAAAGGAAAAUACGAGAUCUGCAAACUCCUGUUACAGCAUGGAGCUGACCCUACAAAGAAAAACAGAGAUGGAAAUACUCCUCUAGACCUUGUUAAAGAUGGUGAUACUGAUAUUCAGGACUUACUUAGAGGUGAUGCAGCUCUGCUAGAUGCUGCCAAGAAAGGUUGUUUGGCCCGAGUAAAAAAGUUGUGUUCACCUGACAAUGUCAACUGUCGGGACACGCAAGGACGGCAUUCAACACCACUACAUUUAGCAGCUGGUUACAACAAUUUGGAGGUUGCAGAGUACCUGUUACAGCAUGGAGCAGAUGUGAAUGCACAGGAUAAAGGAGGUUUGAUUCCUCUGCAUAAUGCGGCAUCUUAUGGGCAUGUUGAUGUAGCAGCUUUACUUAUAAAGUAUAAUGCCUGUGUGAAUGCUACAGACAAGUGGGCUUUCACACCUCUGCAUGAAGCAGCUCAGAAAGGAAGGACACAGCUUUGUGCCUUAUUACUGGCACAUGGAGCUGAUCCUACUCUGAAAAACCAAGAAGGACAAACACCAUUGGACCUGGUCACUGCAGAUGAUGUCAGCGCGUUAUUGACAGCAGCAAUGCCUCCUUCCGCCUUACCGACUUGCUACAAACCUCAGGUUAUAAGUGUGUCUCAGACUACAGGUUCUACAGCUGAUUCUCUGUCUUCCGUUCCAUCCAGUCCAUCCAGUCUGUCUGCUGCAAGUAGUCUUGACAACUUGUCUGGUAGUUUUUCUGAACUUCCUUCUGUUGUUGGUACAAACAGUGCAGAGGGAGCUACUGUUCUGGAGAAAAAAGAAGUUUCAAGUGUAGAUUUUAGCAUAAAUCAGUUCGUGCGGAACCUUGGCCUUGAACAUCUCAUUGACAUAUUCGAGAGAGAACAGAUAACAUUGGAUGUACUGGUUGAAAUGGGACACAAAGAAUUGAAGGAAAUUGGAAUUAAUGCUUAUGGCCAUAGGCAUAAAAUCAUUAAAGGAGUUGAAAGACUCAUUUCUGGACAGCAAGGACUUAACCCAUACCUGACUCUAAAUACUUCUGGUAGUGGAACAAUUCUCAUAGAUCUUUCCACUGAAGAUAAGGAAUUCCAGUCAGUAGAAGAGGAGAUGCAGAGUACUGUCCGAGAGCACAGAGAUGGAGGACAUGCUGGUGGAGUCUUCAAUAGAUACAAUAUCUUAAAGAUUCAGAAAGUGUGCAACAAAAAACUGUGGGAAAGAUACACUCACAGGAGGAAAGAGGUCUCUGAAGAGAAUCAUAACCACGCUAAUGAAAGAAUGCUGUUUCAUGGCUCCCCAUUUGUGAAUGCAAUCAUUCACAAAGGCUUUGAUGAGAGACAUGCCUAUAUAGGUGGUAUGUUUGGAGCUGGGAUUUAUUUUGCUGAAAACUCUUCCAAAAGCAAUCAGUACGUCUAUGGAAUCGGAGGUGGCACUGGCUGUCCAAUUCACAAAGAUAGAUCUUGUUAUGUUUGCCACAGGCAGUUGCUCUUCUGUCGUGUAACACUGGGCAAGUCUUUCCUGCAGUUCAGUGCGAUGAAAAUGGCUCAUUCACCCCCAGGACAUCACUCAGUUACGGGGCGACCCAGUGUAAAUGGAUUGGCAUUGGCAGAAUAUGUCAUUUACAGAGGGGAGCAGGCUUAUCCAGAAUACUUGAUUACUUACCAGAUUAUGAAACCUGAAGCCACCACUGAAGCUUAAGACAAAUUACUUGCAGGAGACCAUCAGACUUUGGAUGCGAAGAUACCAAUGGCUGCCAUCCUGUUAAUUAUGAGUUGUUGAAAAUAUUUCGUCCACAGGUGGUGUGGUAGCAAAUGUGAACAAAAUAUACCAUUUUUGACUUGAUAAAGCUUUAAUAAUGUACAGUAUGUUUUUCUAAAAUUUCAGAAAUGUCCUCUUUUUUCAGCACUUUAACAGAUACCAUUCCAGGCAUAAACUGGGGUUUGGCUGUACUAAAUUAUAAACAAAAGUUAACUUGAAACAAUGGUUUUAUACAAUACUACAUUGAAAUUUAGCAGAAAUUGUAAUGCUCUAUACAGGAACUCAUUUUACUAAUACUGUGUUCUUUAAAACACUGCAUUUACACUGAAAAUGUUUUCAUUUGUAAAACUGUAAAUAAGAGCUUUUGUACUAGCCUGGUAUUUAUUUACAUUGCUUUGUAAUAUAAGUGUUUUAGAACUGCAACCUUGUACAAAAUGUUUUUUUCCAGAUGUUGGUUUGUUCUCCUGUGUAUUCUCAUGCACAAUAGAUUUGAAAAGCCGGGGUUUUUUCCAAGAUUUAUCACUUACUUGUGAGGGCAGAAGCAAAUUUUAUCUGAAGAGGUUUAGAAAUAUCCAACUUUAGAAUACGCAAAUUUUUGUUCUGUAUUUUUAUUUAUGAAAUAUACAUUCCUGAGAAUUAUGGGCUAUGAAAAGAGAGUGUUCCAGCUAAAUACUAAAGUGUUUUUCCACCUACUUCCUAGAGUUACAUAUUUUAUUUCUGUAAAAUGUCUUCUGAAGUUUUUUAUUUAACUAUAAGUGUAGUUAACCUGUAUCCUCACUUCAAGGCUAGUAGACCUUGCAAGUUACAGUUUUAGUAAAUUAUUUUCCUUGAAUGUAGUUGGAAAAUUAACCUCAAGGAGGUCUUUCUUGAGUUCCUCUUGCUUACAUUUAAGCCAAGAAGUUAAAUAGUUUAUUCCUAAUACGAGGGCAAACAACUUGGCCUUUUUUUGUAUGCUUAUUUUGGUAAAUUAAUCUACCUGUUGGUGCCCUCGGGAUAUGAGAUGGAAAUGUUAAAAGCCAUCCUGUCAUCUCCUGUGUUUCUUCCAU
Antrostomus carolinensis (chuck-will's-widow) is the source of this 4219-nucleotide messenger RNA. RefSeq names its product tankyrase 2 (gene TNKS2). The annotation marks the transcript as partial. NCBI's taxonomy places the organism in Eukaryota, Metazoa, Chordata, Aves, Caprimulgiformes, Caprimulgidae. The record is from RefSeq and is a predicted model, not a curated record. Gene Ontology annotation, molecular function: NAD+ poly-ADP-ribosyltransferase activity; protein binding. The transcript is spliced from 25 exons.